AUGAGUGAAUAUCAAUUCCCCAAAGAAUCAAUGGGUACAACCCUCCUUGCCAUUCAGUGCACAGAUGGUGUUGUCAUGGCCUCAGAUUCUAGAACAAGUUCAGGCAGUUUUAUCCCAAACCGUGCUACAAAUAAAAUCACUGAAAUUCAACCAAAAAUCUUCGCUGCUCGCUGUGGCAACGCUGCUGAUACUCAAUUUUUAGCCCGUGCCGUUAAAAACUAUCUUAAUGCUCUUAAUAUUACCAGAGAAAAUACAGAUGAUAGUACUAUCUUGGUUGCUUCUAAUGUUAUCAGAUCUCUUAUUGUUAGAUACAGGCAAUACCUUUCUGCUGGUGUCAUUGUUGGCGGUUGGGAUUCUGCUGGACCUCAAGUUUACAGUAUCGAGGUUUCUGGUAUGGCAAUUAAAAAGAAGAUCGCUUCAAACGGUAGCGGCUCAACAUACAUUCAAGCAUACAUAGAUCAGAAUUACAGAGAAGAUAUGACAAUGGAAGAAGCUACGAAAUUUGCAAUUGCGGCAGUUACAGGUGCUAUAAUCCGUGAUGGUUCAUCAGGUGGUGUUGUUAAUAUUGUACAGAUUAACGCCGAUGGAGCUAAGAGAAUGACAGUUCGUCCAGCUCAACAACCAUUUAAUUACGAUAUUGUCAAGGGUUAA
Messenger RNA from Trichomonas vaginalis G3, 651 nucleotides. Its product is annotated as proteasome subunit beta. Bases 1 to 651 code for a protein of 216 amino acids. Lineage: Eukaryota; Parabasalia; Trichomonadida; Trichomonadidae. Gene Ontology annotation, cellular component: proteasome core complex. Gene Ontology annotation, molecular function: threonine-type endopeptidase activity. The transcript has a single exon. The record is from RefSeq and is a predicted model, not a curated record.